Bipolaris zeicola 26-R-13 is the source of this 459-nucleotide messenger RNA. RefSeq lists its product as uncharacterized. The transcript has 3 exons. NCBI's taxonomy places the organism in Eukaryota, Fungi, Ascomycota, Dothideomycetes, Pleosporales, Pleosporaceae. Bases 1 to 459 code for a protein of 152 amino acids. The record is from RefSeq and is a predicted model, not a curated record.
AUGGGCUUUGAUGACGCAGUGCAACAAGAACAAGAAUACCGGCUGCCCUCUCCAACCCCAAUGCCAGCCCCGGCGCUAAACGCGUUGUGCGAAGACGCCAUGGCCAAACCUGAAUUCCAAUUUGCCCUGCAGCGCGGGGGGCCCUGCGUGUGCGCGCCCGUUGCAGUCCUGCCCGUCGGGGGCUGCUCGAAUGUGCGCUGUUCUGUUCUGUUCUGUUCUGUUGCGCUCUGCCGUGCCGUGUCGUGGCGCAUAUCGGCGUGUAUGUGUGGUGUGGGUGGUACGGAGAAAACGCCCGCAAGACACAACACAACACCACACCACACCACACUACAUAACACCACACCACACAACACUAUAUCAGCGCCACCCCCCGAACUUCACCCCGUACUUCACCGAGUGGCAAGCCAUCCGUCUCCAUGUCCAACGUCCAGAUGCGCCUCGACUGGUAGUUGGUUCUAG